This is a messenger RNA of Helianthus annuus (common sunflower), 462 nucleotides long. RefSeq lists its product as uncharacterized. The transcript has a single exon. Bases 1 to 462 code for a protein of 153 amino acids. The record is from RefSeq and is a predicted model, not a curated record. NCBI's taxonomy places the organism in Eukaryota, Viridiplantae, Streptophyta, Magnoliopsida, Asterales, Asteraceae.
AUGGUUUGGAGGGCUGCUCGCAACCGGCUUCCAACUACAUCGGAGCUGCUUAAAUGUGGAGUAAAUUUGCAAAACGCCUCUUGUGUUCUUUGUCAAUCGGACCCGGAAACGGCGAUUCAUUUAUUCACUGGGUGUUUGUUCUCGAAUGAGGUUUGGAGUAGAGUUGGUGCUUGGUGCAGAUUGAGUCCAAUUUUUGCUUUCGAUGUGACGGACCUUUUGCAAGUGGCGGAAACUCAAACAAAUUCGAAGGAGGCGAAAUACAUUUUAAGAGGUAUUGUUUUUACUACAAUGUGGGCGUUGUGGAAUGAACGUAAUGCUCGUAUUUUUAAAGACAAAUCUCGAAGACCGAUUGAGGUUAUGGAGAAUAUAAAAUCGUCGUCGUAUUUUUGGAUUCGGAAUAGGUCUAGGUGGAAAGAUAUAGAUUGGAAUAAUUUGUGUAAAUAUCCUUUGGAUUUGAUAUAA